AUGGGUAAUCAAUCUUCCAAGCCAGCACAACCAAAAUACACGCCAGUGAGAAGCAUUCAGGACGACGACGAGUUGUUGAUGAAGUUGCAGACCAAGCUGGGCAAACAGGACUCAGAAACCGAGGCCCCACUCAGUCUGACCAACCUCACAAAGUGGGAAACCAGCCUGUUAUCAGACCCAAAGAACCAGCUCGCUUUGAACUGUUUCACCGGUAACAACAUCUCCGACAUCAUUGCCAACACCGCUAGGAUCAACCUGGACAACCAGGACCUGUUCAACGUCAACAUCGAGUUCCAGGGCGGUCCUAUCACCAACCAGAAGUCUUCAGGAAGAUGCUGGCUGUUUGCCUCCACCAACGUGUUCAAGGAGUUCAUCAAGUCCAAGUACCAUUUGGAGUCAUUCGAGCUGUCGCAGAACUACCUGUUUUUCUACGACAAGCUCGAAAAGUGCAACUGGUUCCUCAACCGUAUCGUUGACAGUGCCGACGAGGACAUCGACUCGAGACUGGUCCAAUUCCUCAUGGGUCUGCCCGAGAACGACGGUGGUCAGUGGGACAUGGUGGUCAAUCUUGUCAACACGUACGGCCUGGUCCCAAAGACCGUGUUCACGGACUCUGCCUCGUCCAUUAACUCCGGGGCUUUGAACAGUCUUGUCGAGAACAAGCUGCGUGAGUUUGCGCUGGUUCUGCGGAAACUUAGCACCAGCGAGAAGGCCGCCGACAUCGACGGUGCCAAGGAGGCCAUGCUGCGCGAUAUCUACAAUAUCCUGGCCCUCACCUUGGGUAUUCCUCCAAAGCCCGACGACGAGAUCGUCUGGGAGUACAAGGACACCUUUGGCAACUACCACUCCGUCAAGACCACUCCAAAGGGCUUCUACAAAGACAUUCUCAAGUUCGACGCUGCCUCCUACUUCUCUCUGAUCCACGACCCAAGAAACACUGAGGGUCUCUACACAGUGGACAAGCUCGGCAACAUCGAAGGUGGCAAGCCGAUUGAGUAUGUCAACACCGCCGUGGACAAUCUGAAACAGGCAGCCAUCGCCAUGCUCAAGGCCAACCACCCGGUGUUCUUUGGCUGUGACGUGGGCAAGUUCGGAAACACCCAGCUCGGCCUGCUGGACGUGGACUCCUGGGACUACAAGCUGGGCUUUGGCGUCGACGUGAACCUCAACAAGAAGCACCGGCUGAUGACUGGCUCAUCGCAAAUGACCCACGCCAUGGUGCUGGUGGGCGUCCACAUCGUUGACGGCAAGCCUGUCAGAUGGAAGGUGGAGAACUCCUGGGGCGAGUAUGGUAGCCACAAGGGGUACUUCGUUAUGAGCGACAGAUGGUUCGACGAGUACGUUUUCCAGGUCGUCACCAGCGAAAAGUUCACCUCUGCCAAGCUCGCAGACCUGUGGAAGGGCAAAGACUUCAAGGUUCUGCCAUAUUAUGAUCCGCUCGGUGCCUUGGCAUGA
Molecule: messenger RNA, 1455 nt
Organism: Ogataea philodendri
Lineage: Eukaryota; Fungi; Ascomycota; Pichiomycetes; Pichiales; Pichiaceae
Exons: 1
Coding region: 1-1455 (484 amino acids)
Biological process (GO): response to toxic substance; proteolysis; L-homocysteine catabolic process
Cellular component (GO): cytoplasm
Molecular function (GO): cysteine-type aminopeptidase activity
Source: RefSeq, a predicted model, not a curated record